CUAGAAGUUAUCGUCGUCAUGCGCCUCGCAGCUCACCAACACACUUCCGGUUAGAUUAGAUGGUAGAUGAUAAUUCGAGUGCCCCAUAUUCAACUUUUCCUGCUCCCCAUCGAAGCUAUCUUCAACAAAGUAUUUUGAAGGUCCCCGCCCACACACCAUGUUGCCAGGGGUGCGACAGCUAUGCUAUAUCAUGUUAGUGGUCACGUAAGAGCCGCGCCCUCUGCGAGCUUCGUGCGCCUUGCGAGGCGCCGCGCGCAAUGUCGUCCACUACCCUGGUCUUGGCCGUCGCAUUCAAGAUGGCAGACCAGUGCCGCCGCGACCGUUACUCAAGAAGUUUCCGACAGCGCUUCGUUAUCCCGAGCGCGCCCUGAAACCCUAGCUAUCCCAUCCGAAGCUCGAUUCAAUGAGAUCAACGUACAGCAUCUGAGUGCCCAUGUGCACAACCAAAUCUUCACCAACAAAAGCUCCCCGGCCCCCCCCGAGCUUGUCGACCUCGCGAAAGACCACCUGCGCCGUCACAAUCUCCUCGGCAAGAACACCGACAACACUGCGCCCAUUGCUUUUGAUGUUCCCCCAAUCCAGGGAGACACUCUCGACGAACAUUUUUACAGACUUGGUUCUGAUUGUGCCGAACCUUUCUUGUCAUACGCAAAACAAUUCGCCUUAGCGAAUGCGCCUCCUCGUCCGAAGAAAUGGAUAAGGCGUAGUGGUUGGACCAAAUACCCGGUGGAUGGAUCUGAGCCAGCACCCGUUGAAGCCCCUGAAGAAAACAUGCUUUGCUUCGAUGUUGAGGUCAUGUGGAAGGAAAGCUCAUACGCCGUCAUGGCUUGUGCCAUGAGUCCGACUGCCUGGUAUGCCUGGCUUUCGCCAUGGCUGUUGGGUGAAUCCGAGAACGACAAGCAUUUGAUUCCAUUGGGCUCGUCUAGUCAGGAUAGAGUCAUUGUAGGUCACAACAUAGGCUAUGACCGCGCUCGCAUCCUCGACGAGUACGACUUGGAGCAGACUCGGAACGCCUUCUUGGAUACUAUGUCUCUGCACGUCGCUGUCAAUGGUAUGUGUUCUCGGCAACGGCCGACAUGGAUGAAACACCAAAAGAGCCGGGAACUGCGAGACAAAAUCGCCAAGGAAACCAGCGAUAUGGAUCUGGCGAAUCUCUUGGCGAGCGACGCUUUGCGCGAGGAUGAAGAAGAGCUCUGGGUUGAGCGAAGUUCAAUCAACUCGCUCAGGGACGUCGCCAAGUUUCAUCUCAACACAACGAUCGAUAAGGAAGCACGGAAUGAUUUUGGCGAGCUGGAUCGUGCGGGUAUUGUUAAUAAGCUUGAUCAGCUGCUAGACUAUUGUGCUGCGGAUGUAGCCAUCACACAUCGGGUGUACAAGAUUGUGUUCCCAAACUUUUUAAAUGUCUGCCCACACCCCGUCAGCUUCGCGGCAUUACGACAUCUUUCUUCUGUCAUCUUGCCCGUAAAUAAAUCCUGGGAUGCGUACAUUGCCGACGCCGAAGCGACAUAUCUUAAACUGUCUGAUGCCGUCCAAGAACGGUUGAUUGGCUUAACCGAAAAGGCGUUAAAGAUCAAGGAUGAUGAGCAGAAAUGGAGCACGGAUCCUUGGCUGAAGCAGCUCGACUGGUCUGGCCAAGAAAUAAAGAUGGUCAAAGGAAAGAAGAAAGGCGACCCGCCUCGUCCUGCUGCCCGACAAAAGAAGCCGGGCAUGCCCAAGUGGUAUAAGGGCUUAUUUCAAUCAAGCAACGCGCCUAUGAACCUGUCUGUCAGAACACGCAUAGCACCGCUUCUUCUUCGACUUGCCUGGGAUGGCUAUCCGUUACAUUGGUCUGACAAGUACGGUUGGACAUUUCGAGUGCCGCUUAAAGACGCAUCCAAGUAUAGUUCAACACAGCUUGUUCGGUGCGAUCUCUCUGACGAGCCGAUUGAGGCGUUGAAGAACGACAUCGGAGCAUUAUACCUUAAACUUCCCCAUAAGGAUGGGCCGACUGCUAGAUGUGCCAAUCCAUUAGCCAAAAGCUACCUCUCAUAUUUCGAAAAAGGCACGCUCUCCUCUGAGUACCCAUAUGCUAAGGAAGCGCUUGACAUGAAUGCAUCAUGCUCCUACUGGAUUAGUGCCCGUGACCGAAUCAUGUCACAGAUGGUUGUCUACGAAUCAGACAUAUCCCCAAAUAAAAACAGCACAACCCCAGAACGUGGAUAUAUUCUGCCGCAAAUCAUUCCUAUGGGAACAAUUACCCGCAGAGCUGUCGAAAACACGUGGUUGACGGCGAGCAAUGCGAAGAAAAAUAGAGUUGGGUCGGAAUUGAAAGCAAUGGUCAAAGCACCUCCCGGCUAUUCCUUCGUGGGCGCCGAUGUUGAUUCAGAAGAGCUCUGGAUUGCGAGUGUGAUAGGUGAUGCUACUUUCAAGCUUCACGGAGGUAAUGCAAUUGGUUUCAUGACACUCGAAGGAACCAAGGCUGCGGGAACUGAUUUACACUCUCGCACUGCCUCCAUUUUGGGCAUCACACGAAAUGAUGCCAAGGUGUUCAACUACGGGCGGAUUUAUGGUGCUGGACUCAAAUUUGCUGGUACAUUGCUGAGACAAUUCAACCCUGGCUUGUCAGAACAGGAGACACUUGAUGUUGCCGGCAAGCUCUAUGCCACUACAAAGGGGACGAAAACCAAUCGCAAAUCGCUCUAUAAACGGCCUUUCUGGAGAGGAGGCACCGAAUCUUUCGUCUUCAACAAACUAGAGGAGUUUGCAGAACAAGAACGGCCACGGACUCCUGUAUUAGGGGCCGGUAUCACCGAGGCGCUUAUGGGCAGGUUCAUUAGUAAAGGUGCCUACCUAACCUCUCGCAUCAAUUGGGCCAUUCAAUCAUCCGGUGUUGACUAUCUUCACCUUCUCAUUGUCUCGAUGGACUACCUCAUCAGACGUUUCAACAUUCACGCUCGUCUAGCCAUCACAGUACACGACGAGAUCCGCUACCUAGUCAAAGACGAAGAUAAAUACAGAGCUGCCAUGGCACUCCAAGUCGCCAAUCUCUGGACACGAGCAAUGUUUGCGCAACAGGUCGGGAUUGAUGAUCUUCCCCAGGCAUGCGCUUACUUCUCAGCUGUCGAUAUCGACCAUGUUCUCCGUAAAGAAGUAGACAUGGAUUGCGUGACCCCCAGCCAUUCCACUCCUAUUCCUGCUGGCGAAAGCCUAGAUAUAACACAACUGCUAGAGAAGGGACAUGAGGCGUUCCUCGAUCCAGCUAUUGUCCCCGCCAAGUAUGCCCCCAAGCUAGACGACAUUCCUUACACUCCACGAGUUCCUGUCAUGCAGUCUCUGGGUAUGACUCAGGAUCUGAAAGAUCUCAGCUUCCUUAAAGCUCAGAUCACGAAUGAUGACAAAGAGCUACGCGACAUUCUCAAAGAUCAGAAGAAGGCUUAUGGCGGCGGAUCUUCAACAGGCGGCUCGCCGAGAAAACCAAGACAGAGAAAGAUAGUACCCUACAGUUCCCAAGCUCAGCUCAUACCCCAUAUGUACGAACCUUUCGAAGCCAAAUUCCCUUCCAAGCAUACCUUGAAGGAGAAUGAUUGGACAUUUGAGAGGAUGCCACCUCGAAUUUGGAAAGGGCCGGGCCCGAGACUAUGAAUCAAUCGCUCUAUUGUAUUGUACGCUUACUGACAUAAGUACAAUGAUGUAUGAUAAGUCGAUUUGGAUGGCUGUAGAUAUUUAAUUUCAUAAUGUAGACGAUAAUUACGAUGGGGAAAAGCUCUGUUUUUGAUCAAUCUAAUAGCUACAGUACUGUACAUGAG
Messenger RNA from Xylaria bambusicola, 3785 nucleotides. RefSeq names its product DNA polymerase gamma. The coding region runs from base 181 to 3621 and encodes 1146 amino acids. The record is from RefSeq and is a predicted model, not a curated record. NCBI's taxonomy places the organism in Eukaryota, Fungi, Ascomycota, Sordariomycetes, Xylariales, Xylariaceae. Gene Ontology annotation, cellular component: gamma DNA polymerase complex; mitochondrion. Gene Ontology annotation, molecular function: DNA binding; DNA-directed DNA polymerase activity; 3'-5' exonuclease activity. Gene Ontology annotation, biological process: mitochondrial DNA replication. The transcript is spliced from 2 exons.